This is a messenger RNA of Dermacentor andersoni, 3161 nucleotides long. RefSeq names its product glutaryl-CoA dehydrogenase, mitochondrial. Gene Ontology annotation, cellular component: mitochondrial inner membrane. NCBI's taxonomy places the organism in Eukaryota, Metazoa, Arthropoda, Arachnida, Ixodida, Ixodidae. Gene Ontology annotation, molecular function: flavin adenine dinucleotide binding; glutaryl-CoA dehydrogenase activity; fatty-acyl-CoA binding. Gene Ontology annotation, biological process: fatty acid beta-oxidation using acyl-CoA dehydrogenase; fatty-acyl-CoA biosynthetic process. The record is from RefSeq and is a predicted model, not a curated record.
UUUUUUUUUUGAUAACGACUGCCGGGCAACAUCGCAGGGCGCGCUGUACACGCGCGUACUACUCACCUGUUGCAGGAGGACCACGAAGGGCAGCGAAGGGCGACGACCAUGCUGCGCUCGGUGGCACGCACUCUGCCGCGUGUCGCGGCCGCGAGGCCGUCUUGUCGGGCUGCCUCCUCAGCGAAACGCUUUGACCACCGGGAUGCCUUCUUGCUGGAAGAGCAGCUUACCGAGGAGGAGCGCUUGGUGCGAGACACGGUGCGUGACUACUGCCAGGCACGGCUGCAGCCGCGCGUGCUUCUGGCCAACCGGCAUGAGACCUUCGACCGGGAUGUAGUUUAUGAGCUGGGAGAGCUGGGUGUACUGGGCAGCACCUUGCAGGGAUACGGCUGCGCAGGCACCUCCUACGUUGCUUACGGCCUCACUGCCCGUGAAGUCGAGAGGGUGGACAGUGCCUAUCGCUCGACCAUGAGCGUGCAGUCCUCCUUGGUGAUGCUGCCCAUCUACCUGUUCGGCACAGAGGAGCAGAAGCAGAAGUACCUGCCCAGGCUGGCACGAGGCGAGCUGCUGGGCUGCUUCGGUCUCACCGAGCCCAACCAUGGCAGCAACCCAGGGGGCCUGGAGACCCGUGCUCGGCAUGACCCUGCUGCACGCACCUACACACUCAAUGGUUCAAAGACCUGGAUCACCAACUCACCUGAAGCCGAUGUGUUUGUGGUGUGGGCCAAAUGUGAGGAGGAUGGCAUCAUCCGGGCCUUUGUGCUUGAGAAGGGCACCCCGGGGCUGACAGCGCCACGCAUUGAGGGCAAGUUCUCGUUGCGUGCCUCGGCCACCGGCAUGAUCAUCAUGGAGGAGGUCACCGUGCCGGAGGACGCCCUCUUGCCAGCAUCACGGGGCCUCAAGUCUACAUUCCAGUGCCUGACGAGCGCCCGAUAUGGCAUCUCCUGGGGGGCCCUGGGUGCAGCCGAGUUCUGCCUUGAGACAGCACGACAGUACACUCUUGACCGGCAUCAGUUUGGGCGGCCCCUAGCAUCUAACCAGCUGGUGCAGAAGAAGCUGGCUGACAUGCUAACCGAGAUCUCUUUGGGGCUGCAGGCCUGCCUACGCGUGGGUCGCCUCUUUGACCAGGGAAGCCUCUGCCCGGAGAUGGUGUCGCUGGUAAAGCGCAACUCAUGUGGCAAAGCCCUGGACAUUGCCCGCACUGCCCGUGACAUGUUGGGUGGCAAUGGCAUUAGUGACGAGUACCACAUCAUCCGCCAUGUGAUGAACCUUGAAGCAGUCAACACGUAUGAAGGAACCCACGACGUGCAUGCACUGAUCCUGGGAAGAGCCAUCACGGGAAUUCAAGCAUUCUCAACAGAUUGACUGGGAAGACACAUUUCUUGAUGAGUGCUGUGCAGUAAAGCUUAUUUUUACUCAACUAAAGCCCAUUUUACUUGGUACAGUUCAGUGUUGUUGUGAUGAAGCGCAGCUUGAGCAUGGACGGAAUUCAGCAGAUUGCGAGCGUUAUCUAUUAUGAGGAAAUUUACAGCACUACAUGGCAAAGUACUACAGAGAUGGGACAAACGCUUGAGUGCAUGCAGAAUGGAACCAUAGUAUGUGGGGCUUUGAAACACUAGCUUCUUUAUUUUUCACCAUGUAUUUUGUUAGGUGUGCAAGUAUGAACUGAUCGUGUUACCACUAGAUGAGUAUUUUACAUUGAUAAUCUAGCCACAAGGUCAAGCCCCUGGCAUUUUCAUUGUCACUAGUUAUCAACAUCAUUUAGUGACAGGCGUCAUGUGUAGCAACAUGAUCAUACAGCCUCAGUAUUAAUAUUCUUAACGAAUUUAAAUGUGUUUAGUUCCCACAAGAGGUUUCCACAGUGCCUUUGUAUGUUAUAUCCAUUACUUCAUUGUAACGAUUGUGUGCCUUACGACCAAAUUCGCCCACAGGUGAUGAGUUACCACUAAGCAAGCUACAGCGCAUUGCGAAAGAUUGUUUCCUGCCUCAUCUCAACACUUUCUGAGUUUGCCGAAGGGCACAGCUCAAAGCCUCUGAUUUCAUGGAAUGCUCAUUGCUGCAGACAAAGGACACAUAAAAAUGUUCUUUACAACAAAAAGGCAGUUUUUUUUUAUGUUGGUGUCCUGCAAUGAGCAUUGCAUGAAAUUAUUUAUUUAUUUAUACAUACUGCAGCGCAAUUUGCGCUAUAGCAGGAGUGGGUUAAGAAAAGGUACAGAAAAUGCAUUGGAGUAUACAGCGGUAAACACAAGUGAACACUUUUAAAGAGCACUGAUGAAAGGAAAAUACACAAAUAAACACAAGUGAACACUUUUACAAAAGAGCACUGAUGAAAGAAAAAUACACAAGAAGUUACACAAAUGCUGCCAGGCAUGGGUGAGCACGAUUAUGCAUCUGGGAUGAGCAUCAGCGAAUGGACCGAGGCAAUGAAUUCCAGUCUUCGAUUGAGCGGAGAAAAAAGCUGAAUUUGAACAUGUUAGUACGUGCGUAGUCGGGUAUCAAAUUUAGGUCAUGAUGUCUUCUCGUUGAUGACCCCGGUGCGAAGUUAAUGUAGUUAUCAUUUGAGAGCCUAACUAAAGAAUUGACAAUGCAGUGCAAGAAUUUUAAUGAUUCGACACGGCGACGAGAAGAGAGAGUGUUUAGGUUCAAGGAAGAAAGUGUUGAAGAGGGCGAAAAGUCGCGAUCGUAACGAUGACAUAUAAAUCUCGCAGCUUUUUUCUGUACAGCUUCUAGUUUAUUAAUCUCUAACUGCUUAUGCGGGCUCCAAACUACAGGUGCAUAAUCAAGAACAGGGCGGAUUAGAGAUUUAUGCAUUAGUAACUUAGUAAAAUCAGUACAGUGCUCUGAAAUGCGCUUUCCUGCAAGGUAGCAAUUAAGGGCUUGAUGACGCCCCUCGAAAUUAGUUGAUCCAGAGCAUUUUUAAGCCCACCUCAGAUGUCUACCAUUGUGCUGUUUGCAACUGCUGUAAUCAUUCCAGAAAUCGCUGUUACAUUUCCAAGAGGUACAAAAGGAGGGCUUCUUUGAUUCAUGAAGAUUAAACGGGACAAGUGGCAGCCAACGAAUGUGUGCAGUGUUAGUACUGCAUAUUGUUUCUUUGAAAUCAUUGUAAUCACAAGCGAAAAUUCAUGGAAAUUAUUUGGAAUAAAAAGUUGGUUUUGUGAGUG